UUUUGCUAUGCAAACUCUAAGUGUAUAUAACGAAAAAAAAGAGAAUAAAAAGAUAAUGUGUAGAGAACGUGGUUUUGCGACACUACACCGCUUUACGUCACGCGGCUUUGCACCAUGAUGGACAACCAAGAAGAUGUUACCACAGCAGUGGUUACAGAGUCCGAAACGGUUGCCAGGUCACAGACACAACAAACACCACUUUUGCCCAAAAGGGGAGGCAGCUCGGUUGCUUGGUUAUAUUUCGGAUAUCAGCCAUCUGAUAAAGAACAAACGCAGCCGAUAUGUAAACUGUGCAGCAAAGCCGUUCCAGCGGCUGAUGCAAAUACUUCCGGCCUCUUUUACCACCUGAAGCAUUCGCCCAAGGAUCACAAUAUGAGAAGACGUCUCAGCGACACAAGCAGAUCACAGGUGCUAUUUCACGCUAUAUCUGUAAAGGCAUGGCCCCCGUUUACAUAGUCGAGAAAGACAGCUUUCGGGACCUCGUCCGUACACUCGAUCCCAGAUAUGUGAUGCCUAGUCGAAAACAUUUCAGUAAAGUGGAGCUGCCUGGCUUAUAUGCUAGUUGUCGGGCUCAAGUGGAGAGAGAGCUAUGCAGUGGUGCAACGCAUUAUGGGUUGACUACGGACAUGUGGAUGAGUAGAGCAACACAGCCUUAUAUGAGUCUCACCAUCCAUUUCAUCAAGGACUGGACCCUCCGCGCUCGGUGUCUACAGACCGUGUACUUUCCUGAGGACCACACCGGAGUGAUGCUCGCCCAAGGUCUGAGAGAUGCCUUGGAGUCAUGGGGACUGCAAGAAAGAAAUCUUGUCUGUGUCACCACAGAUAAUGCUUCCAACAACAUCUCUGCAAUGGAACUGAAUGAGUGGGAGCGGUUGCAGUGCUUUGGUCACCGUCUACAGCUAGCCAUCGAGAAUUCUCUAAAAGACCUCACCCCAACAUCCACAAGGCAGGCUGUAGAAAGAGCAGUGGGUGUCUGCAAGAAAGUGGUGAGUGCCUUCUCCAACUCGUGGAAGAGGAAACGUGAAUUGGCCAAAGCCCAAGCAGCACUGGGCUUGCCUCCCCACCAGCUGAUCACCGAAACCCCCACCAGGUGGGGCUCCCGCCAGCAGAUGGUUGCACGCUUCUUGGAGCAGGAGAAAGCCCUUUCACAGGUCCUCCUUGCAGAUAAGAAGGCAAGACAUCUUGUUCCGAGCUGGCAAGACGUGUCAAUCCUGGAUUCGCUCAACAAAGCCUUGGGCCCUCUGUUUGAAUUUACCGAUGCUUUGUCGGGGGAGAAAUAUGUAAGCGUGUAAUUUCUGAAGCCAGUGCUACGUCUCUUUAACGAUGAGAUCCUCACCCCAAAAGAAGACGAAACAGAGCUCACAAAAGCAUUGAAGGGAGGUGUUCUCAAAUACCUCAAUGACAAGUACGACGACCCAGCCACAAACGACCUCCUUGACAUGGCGACACUGGUCGACCCAAGGUUCAAGACAACUUACAUGAGGGAAAACCGGGUGGAGCUCAUCAAAAACAGAGCUGUCACACAGCUGCUGGGAAUGGUGGAGGGAGAGACGGCACCAGCAACUGAGGCAGCAAC
Molecule: messenger RNA, 1576 nt
Organism: Cyprinodon tularosa
Lineage: Eukaryota; Metazoa; Chordata; Actinopteri; Cyprinodontiformes; Cyprinodontidae
Product: E3 SUMO-protein ligase ZBED1-like
Exons: 4
Coding region: 438-1292 (284 amino acids)
Source: RefSeq, a predicted model, not a curated record